Messenger RNA from Schistosoma haematobium, 1377 nucleotides. RefSeq lists its product as uncharacterized. The transcript has 2 exons. Lineage: Eukaryota; Metazoa; Platyhelminthes; Trematoda; Strigeidida; Schistosomatidae. The record is from RefSeq and is a predicted model, not a curated record. Bases 158 to 583 code for a protein of 141 amino acids.
UUCCGAUAAUACGUUACUGUAUGAUUCAGAAAGUGAUCAAGUGAAUUGCCUAAAUUAAUAACUAAAAUAUUUAUACUAAUUUGAAUCUGAUCAAUUAUUUCUUCUGGUUGGCGUUUUUUAGCGAGUUAGUUUUCUAUGGGAUGGGGUCGCUAACCUCAUGUCCAACCCUCUUACUUUAUCCGGGCAUGGGACCGGCAGUAGCAUCAAAGGGGCCCCAGGUGAUGAGGAUGAUUGGCAAAGCAAGAGCAGCAUAUCUACAAUUGAAGAACAUCUGCGACUUAAAACAACUGAUAAUCAACAACAAAGUCACAAUUUUCAAUACAGUUCCAGUGUAUGGGGCGAAAACUUGGACAACUGCGAAAACCAUCAUCCAGAUGAUACAAGUGUUUAUCAACAGUUGUCUACGAAAAAUACUUCGGAUCCAUUGGCCAGACACUAUCAACAACAACGUACUAUGCAAGAGAACAAAUCAGAUGUCAGCGGAGGAAGAAACGAGGAAGAAGCGAUGGAAGUGGAUAGGACACACAUUGAGGAAAGCCCCGAAUUGCGUCACAAGACAAGCCCUUCCUUGGAAUCAUCAUGACCAUAAGAGAAGAGGAAACCAAUGAACAAAUUACGCUGAAAAAUGGAGACAGACAUGAAAAGUUUGACCAACCAUUGGAUAGAAAUAGAAAAGGAGACCCAGUACAGAGUGUGUUGGAGAAUGCUGUUCGACUUCCAAUGCUCCAUUAGGAGUAACAGGCAUCAGUAUGUAGGUAAUGAUUGUAAUUUGCGUUUAGUAAGAUCGUUUGUAUUUGAUAGAAUAAAUAGUAAAAUAGACUUUAUAUUUUCGAACAAAACAAUCUUUCAUAACAUUCAAAACAGGUAACACGUUCUUACAAGAUUUAAUUUACAAGUAUGAAACUUGUUUCCUUAUUUUUUGUUCUACUACAACUAAUACAUAUCCGCUUACGUAUAUCAUUACAAAAAUAAAUUUAUCAGAUAUAUUUACAUGUACAAUAUUCAAUCAUUAUUAUAUCAUAACAUGUAAUUUACUCUGGAAUAGUAUUUUCCAAUGAGCUACUUUAGAAACCUUGCUGUGAAUAAAUGAUCAACUAUACAUUUAUACAUUUAUAAUUAUCAUUAACUCGAUCUGGCAUACGAAAUGACUUUAAUUACUCCGUUCAUAAAUCAACUGGCUGUCCAUUUAAGGAUUAUUAAAAAUUCUCGCCUGAUACGUUGGAUCGCUGUAAUACAUGUACUAUUUAAACAAAUACUGAACUAGUAUACGUAAAACUUUCUUCUAUCAUAUGUUUGUUCUCUACAUCUAAUGCUACUAAUUAUAUCAAGCUGGUCAUGCCUGUAAACUGGCGUGAAUUCUGUAAUUUUUGUUUUCAG